Messenger RNA from Aspergillus welwitschiae, 421 nucleotides. RefSeq lists its product as uncharacterized. The transcript has a single exon. NCBI's taxonomy places the organism in Eukaryota, Fungi, Ascomycota, Eurotiomycetes, Eurotiales, Aspergillaceae. Bases 113 to 322 code for a protein of 69 amino acids. The record is from RefSeq and is a predicted model, not a curated record.
GUUUAAUCUCCUUUUGCUUAAUUCAGUAUAUCCCUAUUACUUACUACUUGCAUACAUGCACAUAUACAUACAUACAUACAUACAUACAUACAUGAUCCUACAUACUUGAAAAAUGCUGGCUACACAGAGGCUAGAACAAGGCUACACAAACCCGUGCAGGAUGCAUCAUCCCAAACUCUUUCCCACCUUUUGUGUAAUAUUAUCCAGGUUGGUUAGUCGUCAGCCAGCCAGCCACAAUGAGCUCAUCUAUCUCCCUCUCUCUCUCUAUUUUUUUGCCUUCCCUUCACCGUCUUUCUGGGGGAGGGUGGUGGUUGGAAUGUGAGUGAGGGUGUGGUAUGAUCUCUAGUCUAUGAUAUACUAGCUAGCUAUGAUGAUUUGUGCGAGGGAUUGAGUUGCCAUAGACUGUAUAUUAUUAUUAUAU